Messenger RNA from Clonostachys solani, 2004 nucleotides. The record is from the annotation of a GenBank genome assembly. NCBI's taxonomy places the organism in Eukaryota, Fungi, Ascomycota, Sordariomycetes, Hypocreales, Bionectriaceae.
AUGAGCGAGGCAAUGCAAGAGAGUGGCGGCCAGAAAAGACCAGGAGUCACCUCAGCAUGCACAGCUUGCUAUCAGAAGAAGAUUCGGUGCGAUUUGGCAAGCGGGAAGUCUUCCUGCUCCAAUUGUGUGCUCUAUAGCGUUGAAUGCCGACCCCGAUUGCGAAAGAGAAGACGCGUCAUCGGUGAAAAUCGAGAUGAUAUCAACGUGAUGCAACAAAGCCAGACAUCGCCAACUGUUAGCACUUCAUUCUCGCCAGGCUCGAACCAAAAUCAUUGUCAAAGCUCGGCAGAACAGUCUCACACCGCACUGGCUGAAUGUUUGCUUGGUAUGGCGAGAGACGAGACGUCAAUGUCGACAGGCAGGCAAAAUACUGACCUUCAAACUCAUACUGUGAAUAUGGCCCGGGAAUAUGACGAUCCGGCUGAAGAGGAUGUGCAAUCAACACCGAUGAGUUUAGUUCAUGAUGGAAGGGCCCUCUAUUUCUCCGCAAUCGAAGGUCGUAAUCAAGAGUCUACAAAAGCGUAUCCGGAAGGAGAUGGCACAUCGCCAUCAGACAUCGCCCUUCUGGAAGCAAGCAACGCCUUUGAUUUCCCCUCGCGUGCAAUCAAAACGUUCCUCAUUGAUAGCUUUUUCAAGUACUGCUACCCUUGGGUACCGGUUGUGGAGAGGAAAUGGCUGGAAUCCUCUUCCUCGGAACAACCCCCAUCGCCUUUACUUGUCCAAGCCGUUCUUCUUGCCGGGAGUCGUGUCACAUCAAUGGGGUCUGUAUCAAGCAAAGACCUUUACUUGAAAGCAAAGGCGCUCUUUCACUCCAAUCAAGAGAAGAAUCCAAUUGUUCUCAUUAUAGCAUGUCUCUUGCUUCAGUGGUGGAAUCCAGCUGGCCCAGAGCGGAUAUCACUGGAUAGCAGCGUGUUCUGGCAAAGAACCGGCGUUGGAAUAGCAACACAGAUUGGUUUACACAGGGAAACGUCAACCCAGAAAAACAAGACUUUUCGGCGCCGGCUAUGGUGGUCUCUGGCUGCCAGAGAUUUCCAAAUUUCAGCUGCACACGGCCGGCCCAAGGCCAUUCAAACAGAAGAGUCCACAGUACCACCUCUUACUAUAGAGGACUUUCGACAGGGCGAUCCACAUGCAUCAUGCUCAGUCAACUACGUCUCCAUUAGCGAAAUCUUUUGCAGGAUAGGAGAGUGCCAUAGCCGUGGGUUGAUUACCGAUAGUAUGUGGCUUCAUUUCAGGAAUGAUUUAUACUUCUGGAUACGAGAGUUGCCGUCGGAGUUGAGACUAUUUCAUCAAAACCCACAGCAAGGACUAAAGGAGUACGGCCUGCUCAGUCGCCAGCUUCACAUUAUGUAUUUUGUGGUACUGAUCAUCCUAUUUCGAAAACCAACGAUGUCAAAUGGACCGCCGCCAAUCGAGACUCACUCCACCUCGGGAUUGAUCGUUGCAGCCUCCUUUAUAGCAGGUAUUUUCGAAGAACUCCUAAUCCGUGAUGAAAUUCUCAACCUGGGGCCCGCCAUCUAUAAAUUCUUUCUUCUCACGGCGGGUGUGGUGCUUCUUGAAGCCUCGAAGCUCCGAGUUCUCCCUGACAAUGAUGUUGCAGAAGACUUUGACAUCAUUAAACGAUCAUUGAGACGUUUUGCAGACCGCUACCCCUCGGCCCUGGCCACGCUUCAUAUUCUGGAAGUCCUGGAGCAGUCGCAAGAACGGCAGGAUGUUUCGGUAAAUACAUUUAGAUCGGAACGGAACGUUCUCCCAUUAUUUAGAGAGUUCGGGCCCGGACUUUGCCGAGCGUGGCCUCUCUUGGAAGCAGGAACCAAGUCUCAUUCAACAUGGGCUCACACCCCAAACUUAGGUACAGGCUCUAUGCAGCUUUCUUCCUUUGCGGGAAAUACUGCGGAGGUCACUGAGAGCCGUAACUACAUUGAUGACACAAUGGCAACACUCUGGUCAGAAAUGAAUGACCCUUUGUCUUGGAUAUUGGAUAGUUCAAUUUUCUCCGGUUAG